AUGGAAUCAUUUGAUGGUUUCACUAAUCCUUUGGAUCAUCUUGAAGGUUAUAGGGCCAUUAUGAGAUUGCAAGGGGCAUUUGAUAAUCUACUUUGUGUCACCUCCCCAUCACUUUCAAAAAAUCUUCUAUCCACUUCUUUUGUUCAAUCUGCAGGUAUAUUUACUCUUUCAAACCUUGGAAUGUUUGGUGUUGACCGUUUUGAUGCAAUUUUGCCUCCUGGAACUGGUGCAAUCAUGGCUGUUGGUGCUUCCCAGCCAACUGUUGUUGCUACAAAUGAUGGUAGGAUUGGUGUGAAGAGUCAGAUGCUGGUAAAUGUAACUGCAGAUCACCGGGUCAUGAUUUGUGGAGCUGAUCUUGCUGCCUUCUUGCAAAGUCUGGCCAAAAUUAUUGAGGAUCCCCAAAGAUCUGACACUGUAGUUGCUGCUGCAGACUGGGCAUUCCUCUACAGUGUUUCUUCUGUUAACUGAAUUUAGUAAACUUCAUCAGGGAAAUACUUUUACAAGUAGAGCUUCAGGAUAGAUGCUUCUUGUAAUAUGAGCUAGCUAUUAUAUGUUCAA
This is a messenger RNA of Elaeis guineensis (African oil palm), 558 nucleotides long. NCBI's taxonomy places the organism in Eukaryota, Viridiplantae, Streptophyta, Magnoliopsida, Arecales, Arecaceae. The record is from RefSeq and is a predicted model, not a curated record.